Messenger RNA from Symsagittifera roscoffensis, 936 nucleotides. RefSeq names its product neuronal acetylcholine receptor subunit beta-3-like. The record is from RefSeq and is a predicted model, not a curated record. NCBI's taxonomy places the organism in Eukaryota, Metazoa, Xenacoelomorpha, Acoela, Convolutidae. Gene Ontology annotation, biological process: nervous system process; monoatomic ion transmembrane transport; chemical synaptic transmission. Gene Ontology annotation, molecular function: excitatory extracellular ligand-gated monoatomic ion channel activity; transmembrane signaling receptor activity; transmitter-gated monoatomic ion channel activity involved in regulation of postsynaptic membrane potential. Gene Ontology annotation, cellular component: neuron projection; plasma membrane; synapse.
GCUGUGCAGUUUAGCAGCAACUCAUACCAGUUCGUGGAGCACUCGGGUCUGGUGAUCAGUACAAGUACCAGUGUCAAUGUCAAGGUCACGUGCACAUUCCACCUCAUCUACUUCCCAUAUGACGUACAGGUAUGCAACAUCACCAUGGGAAAAUGGGUUUCUCCGAACAAUCAGUACCGAAUGAAAGUUAACCCUUCAUUCGGCGAAGUCGGCGUUUUACCCAUGAAGCACUUCGAGCAAAACGGACACUGGAACCUGCGAACGCCCGUGACAUACGAGCUCGUUACACGAGAAGUUGAGACCACCCGAAGGAAAUCUGUUUUAAAGUUCGACGCUAUACGGUAUACUCUCGUGUUAGAACGACAGCCGUUAUUUUAUAUAAUAGUGGUAAUAAUUCCGUGCUCGCUGUUCGGUUUUCUGUCGGUUUGUACAUUUUUUCUGCCAAUUGAAAGCGGAGAACGUCUUCCAUUCUGCACGGCUAUUCUUUUGUCUCAAAUUUUGGAGCUCUUGGUUCUGUCUGAACUUCUACCGCCGGCUAAAGAGUCUGGAUUCCCUAUUUUGGGAGAGUACGUGUUGACUUCGGUGUUGUAUAUUGCGAUGUCUGUUGUGAUAAACGUGUUCGUCACUUAUGUUUACCACAGACCAGAAGCAACCAAGAUACCCAGAUGGAUUUUGAAGCUGGUUCAAAAAACUGAAAGGAAUCAACCGGUUAAAGCUGAGAAUAACGAACCGAGUGACAAAGCGGAGACGCCGAUGCUUCUAAAUGAUGUUUCAAACAAAAACAUCAGCACCAUUUUUGACAAGGAGACACCUAAGAUUGACUACACUUGGAAAGACUUGGCCCAAUCGAUCAACAAAUUUGCAUCUGUAGUCCACAUAUCUGCUAUCAUCAUGUUCUCAGCUUAUUUCAACUGCAGAAUGCGCCAGAUUAUAUGA